Messenger RNA from Theileria parva strain Muguga, 1908 nucleotides. RefSeq names its product T-complex protein 1 subunit eta. Gene Ontology annotation, cellular component: chaperonin-containing T-complex. The transcript has 8 exons. The record is from RefSeq and is a predicted model, not a curated record. Gene Ontology annotation, molecular function: ATP binding; ATP-dependent protein folding chaperone; ATP hydrolysis activity. The coding region runs from base 152 to 1891 and encodes 579 amino acids. NCBI's taxonomy places the organism in Eukaryota, Apicomplexa, Aconoidasida, Piroplasmida, Theileriidae. Gene Ontology annotation, biological process: protein folding.
UAUCAAAUGUAGUUAGAAAGUUUUAUGUUAAAUUUUCAUAUGUUUACCUCUUCAUAUAAAGUAUUUUAAACUAUAAUCUAAAAUCAAUAAAUCUAACUAUUACAAAUAAUAAUAAAUUAACUUUAAAAUUAGUAAAGAGAAUUUUUUAAAAAUGAGUCAUUUAAUGAACCUACCAAUCCUUGUAUUGAAGGAAGGCACUGAUACAUCCCAAGGCCAAGCUCAAAUCAUUAGUAAUAUCAACGCCUGUCAAGCUAUUGUCGAUUGUGUUAAAACUACUCUAGGUCCUAGAGGAAUGGACAAGUUGAUACAUACGGAGAGAGAUGUGACGAUAACCAAUGACGGUGCUACUGUUUUGAAAUUACUUGAUAUUACUCAUCCUGCCGCUUCUGUUCUUGUUGAUAUCGCUAAAUCACAAGAUGAUGAAGUCGGUGAUGGGACUACUUCCGUUACUGUUCUAGCAGGUGAGUUAUUGAAUGAAGCUAAGGCGUUUAUAUUGGAUGGGAUAAGUCCUCAGGUUAUCAUAAAAUACUAUCGUGAAGCCUGUCAAGUUGCUUUAAAUCUCAUUGAUAAAGUUGCCAUUCAUCUCUCCAACAAAUCCUCAACUGAUAAGAAAGAACUACUGAUAAAAUGUGCUGAAACUACUUUUAAUUCAAAGUUAUUGUCUGGUUAUAAAACCUUUUUUGCCAAGAUGGUUGUGGAGGCAGUGGCUACUUUGGAUGAGGACUUGGAUGAGGAUAUGAUUGGUGUUAAAAAAGUCACUGGUGGUUCCUGUGAGGACUCACUCCUAGUCAAGGGUGUAGCAUUCAAGAAAACUUUCAGCUACGCUGGGGCUGAACAACAGCCAAAGAAAUUCGUCAAUCCAAAGAUUUUAUUACUUAAUUUGGAAUUGGAACUCAAAUCCGAAAAAGAAAACGCAGAAAUUGUUAUCAAUAAUCCACAAGAAUAUCAGAAGAUAAUAGAUGCCGAGUAUAGGAUAAUAUUUGAGAAGCUUGAGAAUGCAGUGAAACUCGGUGCUAAUGUAGUUUUAUCUAAAUUGCCAAUUGGUGAUUUAGCAACACAAUACUUUGCAGAUAAAAAUGUAUUUUGUGCCGGCCGGGUUGAUGAAAAUGAUCUUAUAAGAACGAGUAAAGCUACUGGUGCUUCUAUUCAAACCACUCUCAAUAACCUUUCAGUUGACGUCUUAGGAACUUGUGGUGUGUUUGAGGAAGUGCAAAUUGGGUCUGAACGUUACAAUAUGUUCACAGAUUGCAAGAGUGCAAAAACCUGUACAAUUGUGUUGAGAGGUGGAGGUCAGCAGUUCAUUGAUGAAUCUGAACGUUCACUCCAUGACGCGAUUAUGAUUGUCAGAAGAGCAACUAAAUGUAAUACUAUCCUUCCCGGAGCUGGUGCCAUUGAGAUGUUGCUCUCAACUUAUCUCCUCCACUAUUCUCUCAACACUAUUAAUCCCACAGACUCUGUCAACCAUGUUAACUGCGUUAACUCCGUAAAUCAUGUUAAUGGAGUUACUGGGGUGAAUAAGAGUCUGGUGGGUAAGAGGCACAUAAUAAUGAACGGGUUUGCAAAGGCAUUGGAGUGUAUUCCAAGGAAUUUAGCCACUAAUUCCGGCUACAAUUCAAAUGAUUUAUUAUCGAUACUAAGAAAUAAAUACAAUCAAUUGGAAAUAGUCAAUGGAGAGAUAAAGGUGAAUAAUGAGGAGAGUUGGUAUGGAAUAGAUUGUUACAAGGGAAGUGUAUGUAACGCAUACAAGGCUUGUAUUUGGGAGCCGAGUUUGGUGAAAAAAAACUCAAUUUACUCAGCUACUGAAGCAGCUUGCCUUGUUCUCUCAGUUGAUGAAACUGUCAAAAACCAAUCCAGACAACAGUUACAAAGCGCACUACCACAACCCAAAUAAUAUCUUACUUAGAUCCA